AGAAAAACGUCUACUGAUGGAACGAAAACUCACGCUGUACUCCAUUUUUGUGCUCGGUUCUUGAGCCGAUCUGUUUCUCCCUAAAAAGGCAUUAAUCCACGUAAAUAAUAAAAUGGCAAGUUUUCGUAAAGAAGAGCAAAGAGAUUAAAAUAUGCCACUCUAACCGCUGAAGGUCUGGCACAUUUUACAGCUGUGUCACAUUAAUUCAUCUCCAUGCACCUGCCUUUACUAAAAUGGCAUUUUCUUAGCAUCACAGUUUCUGCAGGUACAUUACAUAUCUUCUACGCACUGUUUAAAGUGGUUGUAGUGUAUAAUAAGGGUUACCACACAGACGACUUGCAAGAGCGGUGACCAAAAUAUUUCAAGGAAGUUAAAAGGGAAAUAAGUGAAACAUAAAACGCGAUUUAUCAGUUUCGCUUAUCAUCCGUCCCAAGUAUAAUAUUCGACAGUUGGAGCACCAUAUGAUGCGUGUUUCUGGGCAUGGACGGAACUACGUGGAGUUUUCACCGGUGUGAUGUAUAGUGAUCCGCACUUCUGUGGUCAGCCACGCAUCGGAAACCACUACGUGUCCAAAUGAGAAAUGCGUGCACCAAAUUAAAAAAGGCACUACUGUUGUGUUUUGCAUGGUAGCUCACAGCUUGCUGAUGGGAAUCAACUUAUUUUGAAGCAUGUCCCUAGUUAACAUUGAAUUCGGCCUGGAAACCCUGUAUUUUUUAGUUAUUGUGUAGCCCCUCCCCAGUCCUAGCUAUUGUACGCUCCACUUAGUGGCUUACUUUAUCGGACCUGGAGGCUGUGAAAGCAGAGAGCUGCGGGAUAAAGUAGGAACUGACUGUUUAGGCGUGCCUUGCUUCCCCACAGAGCCACAAAUUUAUACAGCACAAUGGCAGUCUGUGAGGGGCAUUGAGCAGAAGCCAACCAAGGGGACCACGUUUUAACCGAAUACAGCUUCUGGUGGUACAGUAGGAUGGAAUAAAACACACACGUACGCUGUAAUUUUGCUUCAUUCAGUCAGUAUAGAGAAAUGAAGGUGAAAUGAAAGAAAACUAUCAAAACGAGCACAAUGUUAUUUUUAGUGGAAAGAAGACAUGAGGAGAUGGGGAAGAAUCGGUAAUUUUUGCUUUUUUGCGUCUUGAGCUGUAAAGGAUGCUGAUGAGUGUUCUUUGUACUGCGUGUGGAAAUAUUAACAAUUCAGAGGAAACAAACAUCAAAAGUAUUGUGAUUAAUCAGUACUGGAAACUGGAGAAGGUCCUUUUAUCGAAACUUUAAUUUCCUAGCAAUAUCUUUGUGGCACUACGAACAUUUUUAAGCGGAACGUUCUUUACUCGUGGUGUGGAUUGAAAUGGCUUUUACGUUUGCUGCUUUUUGCUACAUGCUUACCUUAGUACUCUGUGCAUCUCUGAUAUUCUUUGUCAUCUGGCAUAUAAUUGCCUUUGAUGAAUUAAGAACAGAUUUUAGGAAUCCCAUAGAUCAAUGCAACCCAGUUCAAGCGAGAGAACGGUUGCGGAAUGUUGAGAGAAUCUGCAAGUUACUGAGGAAGCUUGUAGUGCCAGAAUAUUCCAUCCAUGGGCUCUUCUGCUUAAUGUUCCUAUGUGCAGCAGAAUGGGUGACACUAGGGUUAAACAUCCCUCUGCUUUUCUACCAUCUUUGGAGAUAUUUUCAUCGACCCGCUGAUGGCUCAGAGGAGAUGUAUGAUCCUGUAUCUGUCAUGAAUGCUGACAUACUAAACUACUGUCAAAAGGAAUCCUGGUGCAAACUGGCUUACUAUUUACUGUCCUUCUUCUAUUACCUGUACAGUAUGGUAUAUACGCUUGUGAGCUUCUAAGCUUGAAGAAAACUAUCUUAUGACAUGCCACAUGGAUGCCAAGUUGAAUUAAAAAUAUAUAUCUUCAGAUGUUCAGAAACAGAAAUAUGACCUACAAUGCAGCAGGACAUACUAAAUAGACAAUCAGCUUGGUAACAAUAAAUAUGGAAUAAUCUGUUGAUAAACUUUGUGUGCAGAUCAGCUGGAAUUCUAUCAAAACGCUGUGGAUCUGUCUGGCAUUAGAACUCAACCACAAACGUACUGGGAAUGGCAAUAUUAACGAUUACAAAUGAUUCAGAUUUAAUCCUUAUAUUUGUAAGGUUUUAAAACUAGUGCAUAACUACAUGAAACUGUCUUCAUUUGUACAUGCGAAACAAAUAGCUGUCUUAAUUUGUUUAUGUAUGGUUUUAUUCAUAUAAUCAGGAUAUUUAAGUAGUUAUUUUAUAAAGUGCGCAUUAUAUCAUUUACAAUCUAUUAAGAAAAUCUACAGAAGUAAAAUGUUCCAUAUUUAAACAAGUUUUGCAUUUUUAUAUUGUAUACUAUUUUAAUCAUUAAGUGUGUUCACAUACACUGAAAUGCUAGCCUAGAACACAGCACUGGGAUUACACGUUUGCCAAAUUAAAAUGUAAUUAAAGAGAAAAAGAGAAUGGAGACAGAGAGCAAGAGAGAAUAAAACUACUUGCUUAUAUUUAUAUCUUAUUUUAUCAUUUUUUUUUGUUGAGAAAUGGAGCACAUGAAUAUGUUUAAGUAUAAACAGGUAAUACAACAUUUGAAACUAGUAAUACGUUUAAUAAUUGGAAGAAAAGUAAUUCCCCCAAAAGAAAUGGCAGUGGCCUUUUUAAUGGUUUCUAAAAGGUAGAAGCUAAGAAUGUAUAUAUUGCAUUUGGACCUGUGUUCUUAAAUAUGUCUCAUCCAUUUACAAUGCAUUGUUCUCAGGAUAAGGUAAUGAUAGAAUAUCUGGUGGAUUUUAAAAGCCUGAUGCUACAUAUUAUUAAUUUAGCAUAUCAUUCUGAAAAAAUGAUUCACUUUGACAAAAAUAUAUGCUAUGGAAGCACAGCAAAACAUUUUAAUGUGUCCUCUACCUUGAUUUCAGUUGAAGUAAAUCAAAAGAUCUUGAUGUUGGUGUGUUCCAUUUACUAUAAGGAAAAGAACAUUGGCAAGAUUUAAUCAUCAGCAAUUGGAAAAAAUGCUGAACUUCAACUAUGACGUUUUUUAACUCUCGUCAUGAUUGAUAAUUGUUAAGACCAUCAUAUGAUAACAAUAUAACUUCACACAUAUGACAAUGACUUUCAGUUUAGCACAAAUGUGAGCAUAUUAAUUUUUGAAAGUUUCAUAAGAACUGAUGAAGUUUAUUCUUUACCCUCACUGCAGGAAGUAAGUGCAUUCAUCUAAAGAGAGCUUGUGAAAUUUACUUGGCUCUAAUCACAAUAGAAAAAAUAAGCCAUAUACCAGAACUUGAAUGCUGUUUCUAUGUGUUCAAGAAAGUUUAGCUGCCUUUUUGUGUAAUAUUUUACCCCAUAUAUAAUUCACAUUUGUGGUAAUACCAUUUUGUUAUCAUGCAUUAAAGCUUAAACAUAUAUUGUGGCUCAUUUACAAAUUAAUGUUAAAUAUAUGCUUUACUGUGCUGCACUCAGCAACUACUGGUCGAUAAGGCAUUUGUAGAGAAUUUCACCCUGUAUCAGAGAUAUUUAAUUUCUGUGAGAAAUAGUGGAUGUGCCUCUAGUUUACUUUUGUUUAUUUGUUUGUUUAUUUUUACAGAAUGAGUCUCUGACACUUGUUUCUAAAGAAAAUAUGGAUGCCACUCAAUUUUUUGAAAGCAAUGUGUAGCAAAAGGAAGCUGAGUGAAAUUAUACUAUUUACCAUUGUGUCUUUACUGAGCACCUGAAGGAGAGAGGGUACAGUGCUAUUUCUUAUAAUGUUUUACCCCUCUUUGUCAGAUCAGUCAAAAUUGCAUAUAACUGAUUACACAAUACCAUUAUAUGAAGUACAUUUUCUGAAAGACAGCUGAUAUAAUAUAUCGAAUACUUAUUCUCUACCAUUAACAAAAAGCUCUGUGUCCAUCACUGUAUCGAUGUGCAUCUACUAGAGCAAUGUUUUCUUGCAGUUAAAGUACACCUUGCACUGUAUAUGGGGGGAAGCAGAGGUUACAAAAUGAGCAGGGUUUUAAACUGCCAAUGUCACUUUUAAAAUACACGUGCUGCUACUUUUCCAAAUAAAAGACAUUCCUAACAAAGUUAAUUAGUUCCCAUUUCUCAGUUGUUGCAGGUGAUGGGGAAAAAGAUAACGAAGGGGUAAUUUUUUAUAGGUGUCUCUGUUUUGUUGAUGAUAAAAAUGGAUUUAUAAUUUUUGCAAAAUUUACAGUGAACUGUUUUCUGUAUUUGUUUGCUAUUGACAGAGAAAUAAACUGAAGAAAAUAUUUUGUUAGCAUUCUACAGAUUUUUCAAAAUUCAUCUUAUUUCUAGGAUUGUGGAUCACAGCUGAAAGAACACAGAAAUCAGACUAGAUAAUUGUAAAGCUAUUUAUGCUGCUUUGAUUUUGCUCAAAGGUGGCAGCAAUAAUUCUGGAGGCUGAGCCAUUGAUUUGUAACAUGCAUCUGUGACAGAAAUAUGAAUGUGUGACACAGUUCUAUGAUGUGAUAGAUAGUUGUAAAAUUCUUGUUUUGAAUUUAAUUUUACCCCAUACCAUUAAUUAUUAUUAAACUUUUUUUCACUCUAAUAUAGUCUGUAAAGCUCAAGUUGAGGUCUUCCUAAAGUCCUAUACAUUUAAUAGGUUUCCAAAGAUUUGCAGAAACUAAAUUGAGAUGUAAAUUGAUAUCCUCAACUGUUUCUUUCUACUUGUAACUUCUCAUUUAACACAGUGUUUCUAAAUUUAAUCCACAAGAAAUGGUCGCUAAAGUAAAUAGAGGUUUCCUAAAUGAUUAUGAAGUAUUUAAACUACUGGUAUUAAAACAGAUUUUUUUAUUCCAUUCCUGGAAAUGGGAAACAGAAAUUGAAAUAACUACAAUGUGUAUUGAUGGAGUAUAUGCCCAUUAACUAAACCUUUUUUACAAAACUCUUUUGAAUUAACUUUAAUAAAAUGGCCAGAAAAACCCUAGUGUCCUAAAUUGCUAUUCACACUUAUGUAUGUGGCACAAAAUACUAUUAUGGUCAGAUGCGUAUGACUGGUAUAGUCUUGUAACAUAUUUUGAAAAAGCUGUUCUCCAGUAUGCUGUUUACCUGUCUUUGUACAUUUAUUUUUUAAAUGUGUGGCUUUUUUAAAUCUGCAUUGUUCUGAAAACUGUUUGUGUAUACUCUGUACUCGUUUGUAUUCAAUAAAUCAUUACUUGAGA
Molecule: messenger RNA, 5129 nt
Organism: Protopterus annectens (West African lungfish)
Lineage: Eukaryota; Metazoa; Chordata; Ceratodontiformes; Protopteridae
Gene: CNIH2
Product: cornichon family AMPA receptor auxiliary protein 2
Exons: 6
Coding region: 1340-1822 (160 amino acids)
Biological process (GO): vesicle-mediated transport; regulation of AMPA receptor activity
Cellular component (GO): synapse; dendrite
Source: RefSeq, a predicted model, not a curated record